AUGAAGAUUACGCUUGUUUUGCUAGCUGCCUUGAGUUGUCUUGUAUGUGCGAAUAGAGAUGGGAGGCGAACAAGUACAAAUGGCCUAACACGACCAGAUUGGGCAGGGCGUGGUAGGCUGGCCAUACGCGGACCGAUAAGAGAACCUCUUGGAAGUGGGGGCCGAUUGAGCGGGUCAGGGCCUACAGCAAGAGGACAACGACAGGGUCUACGAGGACCUAGAAGAGGACAAAGACAGGGCGGGCGAGGAUCUACAAGAGGACAAAGACCGGGUGGUCGAGGACCUACAGCAAGAGUACAAAGACCCGGUAGACGAGGACCUCCAUCAUGGGUACGGCGAAGACCAGGAGCGAGUGGUGGCCGUCCACUUGGACGAGGAGGGCUAAUGAGAAAUCCAAUGAUUGCCGCGCUUGGAGGUGGCGUCGAACGACGACAGUGGUUUCGCAUGGUGGACGACAACAUCACCGUGAGAGAGUUAGCUCAGUUCAACAGGACAGAGGAAUUCAUUACCUUAGCUUCAUUCGGCAGAGCUCUCAGGAAUUCUAACAUCUCAUCCGCCUUUUCAGCUUAUGAUUUUCCAAACGGUGUGGCUGCAGCUCGUGUGAGGAUUAACGACACCAAAGUCUGUCUGGUGUUCCCCAUCUCAGACUUCAGUGCAGCCAUCAACUCUAUCUCAGCCAGAAAUACAUCGGAGCUAGUAUCAACCCCAGAUAACGAUGACGAAUACACGAUGAAAACGGAUGACAAGAUGACAGAUGCGGAGUUGGCGGCUUUCAACACAACUUCACCAAACCUGUACCAGAUCUGCCAGGGACGACGAACUGCACCACCCAUCAUCAUCGACACCACGACUGCAGUUCAAACUGGUGAUGACGUAACAGAUCUGGACCCCGUGACGUUCUUGUCUAUCAGUGGCAAAGUUACAGUCUACCUCAAGUCUACCUUAUCUCUGUAA
Messenger RNA from Haliotis rubra (blacklip abalone), 954 nucleotides. RefSeq lists its product as uncharacterized. Lineage: Eukaryota; Metazoa; Mollusca; Gastropoda; Lepetellida; Haliotidae. Bases 1 to 954 code for a protein of 317 amino acids. The transcript has 5 exons. The record is from RefSeq and is a predicted model, not a curated record.